This is a messenger RNA of Caenorhabditis remanei, 1020 nucleotides long. RefSeq lists its product as uncharacterized. The transcript is spliced from 3 exons. Lineage: Eukaryota; Metazoa; Nematoda; Chromadorea; Rhabditida; Rhabditidae. Bases 1 to 1020 code for a protein of 339 amino acids. The record is from RefSeq and is a predicted model, not a curated record. Gene Ontology annotation, molecular function: protein binding.
AUGGACCCAGCCAAACCAUUCCCAAUACUCCGUCUACCGUUUCUAGCAAUUGGAGAAGCUUUCAAAGCGAUGCACCCAUUUGAGAUAAUAAACUUCUCAAUGAUUAGCAAACGGACAAAAGGAAUUGCAAAGCAGAUGAGUUUCUAUCCGAGAUAUAAAAUAGAUAUUCAUAUAAAAGAAACUCUUGAAAUCUGGUUUUUUGGAACAAGAAAUAUGGCCGCUUAUGUAAUGACAUCAGAUAAAGAAAUGGAUGGAAAGAUUGAGGAGAAUGAAAUUGGUCGGAGCAUAUUUCCGGUUCCAUUAAUUUUUCGAAAGGUAUUCAAGUAUUCGAAAGAUCCCGUGGAUGAAUGGAAACUGUUUGGUAAAUAUGUAUUGGAAAUAUUCAAGAAGCAUACAAUUAAUGAUUUAUUAAUGACUAUGGAUGCAUUCGUAGAUCAUAAUGUUUCAAUUAUUGAUUUUUUGAAAGCCAAUUCGAAGUCAGUGGACAGAUGCACUGUAUCUCAAUGGAAUAGAGAGAUCAAUGUAGAUGAGCAUACUGCUUAUCUCCUCGAUAAUAUACAAAUUAAUUCUGAGUUAUGUACCGAAGUAUACAUUAAAAGUAUCAAAUUCAAUGGAAAAUUUCCAAAAAAUCUGGAGGACUUACAUAUCAAGAAUUCGGAAUGGAUUGGAUAUGAGAGUCUGUUGGAAAUAGAUUGUAAAAGUGUGAUUUUUGACAAUAAUCGAAUCUCGGAUGAACAAUGGAAUUUGUUUAUCAAAAAAUGGAUUGCAAUGGAGACUCAUUUAAAUCUUGUAUACUUGCAACUCAUUUAUAGAAAUGUUGAAAAUUUCAGAGCACUUGUAUUGCAUGACAUUCCUCAUGAAGUGGUGGAUGAAGCAGUCAAAAGAACUUUCAAGACCCGACGCAAUUGUAUUCGAGAGCUAAACGGAGGCAUCGACAUUCGACGUCACGAUGGGAAGACUGCCACACUCUUUGUGUUUGGCCCUGGAUUGCAUGGAAGUUUCUUGAUGUGUGUUCACUGA